Molecule: messenger RNA, 2789 nt
Organism: Cannabis sativa
Lineage: Eukaryota; Viridiplantae; Streptophyta; Magnoliopsida; Rosales; Cannabaceae
Product: zinc finger protein SHOOT GRAVITROPISM 5-like
Exons: 3
Coding region: 958-2541 (527 amino acids)
Cellular component (GO): nucleus
Molecular function (GO): DNA-binding transcription factor activity
Source: RefSeq, a predicted model, not a curated record
AUAUCAUGUAUAGUACUGUUUUUAUAUAUAUAUAUAUAUAGGCUAGGGUAGGGAAAAUUAAUAUGGAAACAUAAUACCAAAGAAGAAAAGUAAAAGUAAAGAAGGAUAUUAAUUAAAAUAGGAAAAAUAUAUAUUAUAUAAAAAUAUUAAUAAAUACAUAGAAUUGCUUACGUGGAUUUUUUGGAGCUCGGGGAAGGUGAUAUGUAUUAAUGCAUGCAAAUGCAAAGCCUAAGAAUUUAACUGUACUGAAAUGAAAUAUAUAGAGAUGAAUUAUGAGAGAUUUUUUGUUUCUUUGUGGGGAUGUUUUUCCUUCUGGAGCCCAUAGCUGCUGCCUUGUGGGAUCAUCAAGUUUCAAUCUUACUGAUUGGUUCUCUCUCUCCCCGUCGCCUUCCUUUUGAACACAAGUUUUUUUUCUUUCUUUCUUCUUCUUCUUUUUAUUUUUUUUAUUUUUUUCCUUUUAACAAGACUCAACUAGUCCUCUCUUUCUCACGCUCUUAUUUAGUAUCAUAGCUAAGCUAGAGCUUGUUGAUCACCACAAAGAAAGUAUAUCUUGUUGAGGGUUUUUGUUGUUUGGAAGAAACAAAGAAACCAGUUUAGCUAAGAGUAUAUUGUAUAUUGAGAAAAGGCUGAUAUAUAUAUAGCUAGCUAUAGCUUAGCUAUAUAGUAUAACCAAAUUUCAAAAGAAAGAAACAGCCUUUUUAUUCCCCAGUUGGCCUCUCAUGUGUUUUCUCCUUCUUGUGUUCUCUCAAUAUCCCUAUAAUUAUUAAUUAGUUCAAUUAGCUAGGUAGAUCGAUCGAUCGCUGAUUUCUCUUCGUCUUCAAUAUAUAUACAUAAUUGGAUCCUUGUUCAAAUAUAUACAUAUAUAUCUCAAAUCAUAUGCACCAUCAAUACUGAUCAUCAUCCAUAUCGAUCCAUAUACCUUUGAUUAUAUAUAUAUAUAUUAUAUAUACAUAUGUUAUGUUAGGGGUCAAUAAUAUUUGUUCGUCUUCGGAGCCCUUUUCUUGCUUAAUGGAGAAUAAUAUCAAUAGCAAUAUCAUUGGCAGCAGCAACAACAAUAAUAAGAGGAAGAGAAGACCCGCAGGAACUCCAGAUCCGGAUGCGGAAGUAGUGUCACUGUCGCCGAAGACGCUACUGGAAUCAGACCGGUAUGUGUGUGAGAUCUGCAAUCAAGGGUUCCAGAGAGACCAGAACCUGCAGAUGCACAGGCGUAGGCACAAGGUGCCAUGGAAGCUGCUGAAGAGGGAAACCCCAGCGGGAGUGGUGAGGAAGAGGGUGUUCGUGUGUCCUGAACCGACUUGUCUCCACCACGACCCCUGCCAUGCCCUGGGCGACCUCGUUGGUAUAAAGAAACACUUUCGGAGAAAGCACAGCAACCACAAGCAGUGGGUCUGUCAGCGUUGCUCGAAGGCUUACGCUGUUCACUCUGAUUUCAAGGCCCAUCUCAAGACCUGCGGCACCCGCGGCCACUCUUGCGACUGCGGCCGAGUUUUCUCCAGAGUGGAGAGCUUCAUCGAACACCAAGAUGCAUGCACCAUGGGGCGUCUGAGGUCAGAAUCACAUACUUUGCAACCAGCAGCAUGCUUGUCCCGUACAGCUUCAAGUCCCAGUCCUUCAAGCACCGACACCAAUUUGGCUGUGCCCAUCAAUACUACUACUACUUCUAGUAUUAACAAUAUUAAUCCUUCAGAAACAACGACAACUACUACUACUGCUCCUGCCCUAGUAAUCCUCACAAGUAGUAGUACCCGUUCUCCUACUCAAAAUCCAAUACUAUCCAAAACCACCAGCACUCCUAAUCAACGCUUCCACAACUUAGACCUUCAGCUCUCCACCACAACCGUUUCAAAUCCUGAAAACCACCCAAUACUAUUAUCCCCUAAUAAUAAGACAGACCCCAACAGUACCCAUGAUCGAGAAAUUAAUCAUCAGUACUCUACUCAGUUGCAACUCUCAAUAGGUUCAUCAGAUUUUGGUGGGGAAAAGAACCAUAAUAGUAACAAUAAUAAUGUUGAAUCGAAUGCUAAUAAUAAUAAUAAUCACAAAAGCUCCCCAAGAGAGAGCAUGAUGAGUAGUACUACUACUACUAAUACUACUGUGGAGAAGACGAGGUUGAUGAAAGAAGAAGCGAGAGAGCAGCUGAGAGUGGCGAUGGCGGAGAAAUGCUAUGCCGAGGAGGCUAGGCAGCAAGCGAAACGGCAGAUUGAGUUGGCUGAGAAAGAAUUUGCUAAUGCAAAGAGGAUUAGACAACAGGCGCAAUCGGAAUUGGAUAAGGCACAAGCUCUUAAGGAACACGCCAUGAAGCAACUCAACUCUACUCUUCUCCAACUCACUUGCCAUGCUUGUAAGCACCACUUUCAUAAUAAUAGUAAUACUAAUAAUAAUAGUAAUGCAAGAACUACUCUCUCUUACAUCAUAGCCAGUACUACCUCCUCGGAUUGUGCUCAAACGCUUGACAAUAACGAUCGUAAUACUACUCAUCUUUUUGCAAGAUCAGAUAAUCAUCGUCUUGGAAAAUCGGCCACUAUUAAUAACCCAUCGUAGGUUUUUCAUUUUUUUGCCCUUUUAGCUCUACGAUUAUAUAUCAUAUGUUGAUGACCUUUUUUUCUUUUCUUUUUUAAUCUUUUUUGGUUAUUUAAUUUCUAUAUUUUUACAGUAAUCAUCAUGAAAUGUGGGUAUAAUUUGUAGUAGUUGAUCGAUCGAGUGUACGUACUGUACUUCUCUUGUAUCCAUCUCUAGCAAGUGCUUCAUAUAUAUAUAUGUAUAUCAACUCUAUGAUAUUGUUUAAUUAA